Trichosurus vulpecula (common brushtail) is the source of this 1093-nucleotide messenger RNA. It is a transcript of the gene RPLP0, whose product is annotated as ribosomal protein lateral stalk subunit P0. Gene Ontology annotation, molecular function: structural constituent of ribosome; large ribosomal subunit rRNA binding. The coding region runs from base 70 to 1023 and encodes 317 amino acids. The transcript is spliced from 8 exons. NCBI's taxonomy places the organism in Eukaryota, Metazoa, Chordata, Mammalia, Diprotodontia, Phalangeridae. Gene Ontology annotation, biological process: ribosome biogenesis; ribosomal large subunit assembly; cytoplasmic translation. The record is from RefSeq and is a predicted model, not a curated record. Gene Ontology annotation, cellular component: cytosolic large ribosomal subunit.
CUCCAGGCGUCCUCGUGCGAGUGACAGCGUCUUUAAACCCCGCGUGGCAAUCCCUGAAGCACCUUCGAGAUGCCCAGGGAAGACAGGGCUACCUGGAAAUCCAAUUACUUCCUCAAGAUCAUCCAACUUUUGGAUGAUUAUCCAAAAUGCUUCAUUGUGGGAGCAGACAAUGUGGGCUCCAAGCAGAUGCAGCAGAUCCGAAUGUCCCUCCGUGGGAAGGCCGUGGUAUUGAUGGGAAAAAACACCAUGAUGCGCAAAGCCAUUCGUGGGCAUCUGGAGAACAACCCUGCCCUGGAGAAACUACUGCCUCAUAUUCGGGGGAAUGUGGGCUUUGUGUUCACCAAGGAAGAUCUGACCGAGAUUAGGGAUAUGCUUCUGGCCAAUAAGGUGCCAGCUGCUGCCCGUGCCGGUGCCAUUGCCCCAUGUGAUGUCACUGUGCCAGCCCAGAACACUGGCCUGGGUCCUGAGAAGACUUCCUUCUUCCAGGCUCUGGGUAUCACCACCAAGAUUUCCAGGGGCACCAUUGAAAUCUUGAGUGAUGUGCAGCUGAUUAAGACCGGGGACAAAGUGGGUGCCAGCGAGGCCACCUUGUUGAACAUGCUGAACAUCUCCCCAUUCUCCUUUGGGCUGAUCAUUCAGCAGGUGUUUGACAAUGGCAGCAUCUACAACCCUGAAGUGCUGGACAUCACGGAGGAAGCUUUGCACCUUCGGUUCUUAGAGGGUGUCCGUAACGUUGCCAGCGUCUGUCUGCAGAUUGGCUACCCAACUGUUGCAUCAGUACCCCACUCAAUCAUCAAUGGGUACAAGCGGGUCUUGGCUGUAGCUGUGGAGACUGAGUACACCUUCCCACUUGCCGAAAAGGUGAAGGCCUUCCUGGCCGACCCUUCGGCAUUUGCGGUGGCUGCCCCUGCGGCUGCUGCCCCAGCUGCUGCUGCGCCUGCUGCUGCUGCUCCAGCCAAGGUGGAAGCCAAGGAAGAAUCGGAGGAAUCUGAUGAAGAUAUGGGAUUUGGUUUAUUUGAUUAGCCCACAGGAAACAACUAUUUCAGCCAGUUUAUUUGUGAAACAAAGAAAUAAAAAGUGCUCAUUUAUCUCA